Sinocyclocheilus grahami is the source of this 458-nucleotide messenger RNA. Its product is annotated as RCC1 and BTB domain-containing protein 1-like. The record is from RefSeq and is a predicted model, not a curated record. NCBI's taxonomy places the organism in Eukaryota, Metazoa, Chordata, Actinopteri, Cypriniformes, Cyprinidae. The transcript has 3 exons. The annotation marks the transcript as partial.
UUAACGUCCCUGCUAAUUAACUUGACCGCUAAUUGUAUGUCGUCCUAGGUGUUUGCGUGGGGCUACAACAACUGUGGUCAGGUGGGUUCAGGGUCCACCGCCAACCAGCCCACACCCCGCAAGGUGUCCAACUGUCUGCAGAGCAAAGUGAUGGUCAGUAUAGCCUGUGGACAGACUUCAUCCAUGGCUGUGGCGGAUAAUGGCGAGGUUUAUGGCUGGGGUUACAAUGGUAACGGCCAGCUAGGGUUAGGCAACAAUGGGAACCAGCUGACACCGUGCCGUUUGAUUGCGCUACAAGGCUUCUGUGUGGUGCAGAUUGCAUCAGGUUACGCUCAUUCUCUAGCACUGACCGAUGAGGGGCUACUGUAUGCAUGGGGGGCCAACACUUACGGCCAGCUGGGCACCGGCAACAAGAGCAACCAGCUCAGCCCUGUACAGGUCAUGGCUGAGAAAGAAAG